This is a messenger RNA of Cololabis saira (Pacific saury), 1842 nucleotides long. RefSeq names its product lysosomal proton-coupled steroid conjugate and bile acid symporter SLC46A3-like. Gene Ontology annotation, biological process: vacuolar transmembrane transport. The record is from RefSeq and is a predicted model, not a curated record. Gene Ontology annotation, molecular function: transmembrane transporter activity. The coding region runs from base 1 to 1428 and encodes 475 amino acids. Gene Ontology annotation, cellular component: lysosomal membrane. The transcript has 6 exons. Lineage: Eukaryota; Metazoa; Chordata; Actinopteri; Beloniformes; Belonidae.
AUGCGGCGGCUGUACCUGGUGGAGCCCGUGGUGGCGCUGUACGCCUUCAGCAGCUUCCUCAUCUACCCGCUGGUGCAGCAGUACGUGUACCGACGCCUGUGGGUGCAGCUGACCAACAGCAGCUACCCGGCCUCCACCAACACCUCCAGAUGUGCAGGGAACAGCAGCGGUGCAGGAGGGAACAGCAGCAUCAUCCAGGAGGUUCAGCGUCAGGCCUCCCUCUUCUCCCUGUACUCGGAGCUUCUCUCCACCAUCCCGUCCCUGAUGGUGACGCUGGUCCUGGUGGCGUACAGCGACCGCGGGGGCCGUAAGGUGACCAUCGUGCUGCCCCUGGUGGGCACUCUGCUCUACACGUCGGCCUUCCUGACCGUGUCGUUCUUCGAGCUGAACAUCUACCUGCUGAUCGCCGCCUCGUUCGUCAGCUCUCUGUUCGGGGGCCUGGGCACCUUCCUGGGCGGCUGCUUCGCCUACAUCGCCGACCUGUGCAAGGACGAGCGGCAGAAGACGCUGCGCAUGGCCGGCGUGGACAUGAUGAUCGGGCUGCUGUCGGGCGUGGCCGCCCUCUCCACCGGGUACUUCCUGCGGGCCGCCGGGUUUAACUGGCCCUUCCUGACGUCGGCGCUGUGCCAGAGUCUCAUCCUGCUGUACGCCGUGUUCCUGCUGGAGGAGACGGUGAAGGAGGUUCCCCCCGAGCUGGGAACCCCCGGGGGGGCCGGGGCCGUGAAGCAGGCCCUGCUGGGAUUCUACCAGGUGUUUGCCGGGGCCGGCGGCCGGCGUAGAACCGUCCUCGUCCUCCUCAUGCUCGUCUUCACCAGCUUCACCUUCUCCUACGUGGGCGGCGUCUCCAUGGUGACGCUGUACGAGCUGAACGAGCCGCUGUGCUGGACGGAGAUCCUGAUCGGCUACGGCGCGGCGUUGUCCACCACCGUGUUCCUCACCAGCUUCGUGGGCGUGUCGGCCUUCACCUACUGUGGAGUUCCUCAGCUCGUCAUCGUCCUGCUGGGAAUCCUGUCUGUUACCGCGGGACUGGUCCUGCUGGCCUUCGCCCGGACCACUGUACUCAUGUUCACUGCGAGGGUUCCCAUGUUUCUGGCCAUCGUUCCGUUCCCGGUUCUUCGUUCCAUGAUGUCAAAGAUCAUCCCGGAAUCACAGCAGGGUGCGUUGUUUGCCUGCCUCUCCUUCCUGGAGUCUCUCACCAACAACGUGGCGGCCGCCGUUUUCAGCAGCGUCUACGCCGCCACCGUGUCCUGGAACCCGGGGUUCGUGUUCCUGCUGGCGGCCGGGCUCAGUGGAGUUCCUCUCUCCUUCCUCGGGGCCGUGUCUCUGUACGGCGUGGACGUUGCCGACGGCGACGGGGGGGCGGAGCCUGUUUCCUCGGAGGAGGGAAGUCCGGAGGAAAACGACGAUAACCGUCCUCUGCUGAGCUGAUGGAGCGACACCCGACUCCCAGCCGCUCCCUGGACUCCCACCAGUAAAAACCAGUAAACCAGGACUAAACCAGCAGUAAACCAGGACUAAACCAGGACUAAACCAGGACUAAACCAGCAGUAAACCACUAAUAACAGUUGAACUAGUGACACUUUCUUCCUCUCCGAGCUGUUUGCAGCUGAAAACAGCUGUGUCUUCGCUGGAAAACGACUCUUUCCUUCACACGUGGACGUGUUUAAAGGGACUAAACGUUUGUGGGACAAAAGCUUUAGUUUCUCAGACAAUCAUAAAUGUUUAGGAUCUUUAUUUUUAAGGAAUAGUGAGUUUUGCCUCCUCAGGGGAACGUGCACUUUGGUACGGAAGAGAAUCAGGGCCAGGCCGGAGAAAAAUAAAAAUAAUAUUUUAGAGGAGAAG